AUGAGGAUCCAUUCGCCGUGGACGCUGGCGGCGGUGGCGGUGCAGAUUCUGGGCCUGCUGGGCCCGCGGGCCGCAUUGUGCGCGCCCCCGGCGGUGGGCGUGGCCGUGAUGGAGAGGCAACACGGAAGACACCAUGAGCAACAACAGGACGGCCAGAUGAAUAUGGUGGUGGGUCCGUCUCCGCUGGCACCGGAGGAGCCACCACGCGAGCGGUGGGAACAUGAACAGCAGGAGCAGCUGCUCGGUGAGAGUCCUUCUGCGGCGGGCGCGGGAAUCGAAUCGUUGUUCUCGGAUACGCCGUACAGAAUAAUCCCCUUUCCGCCGCUGUUCGCCGAGUCGAUCGUGGCGCAGCAGGCACGCACCGCCUCCUCCUUCAACGACGAGGACGACGAUCGUCACAGUGAAGAAGACGGUGGAACAAAAGACGGCCAAGACUCAGACUCAGACAAUCCCACCGUCUCCCGCCCGACGCGGUACUACUCGACCGUGCUGGGCCGACGGCUACUGGCCCUGUCGUCGCACGGGGUCUUGACGACCGUGUUCCCCGCGAACCUCUCGUCGUCGGAUCCCUCCACCCACGGCGUCCCCGCGUCGGUGGCGGACACGCCUAUCGGGCUCCCCGAGUACAUCGCGUCGUGCGAGGAGCCGAGCGGCAACCCCACGAUCCUGUCGCUCAAGGUGUCGACGUCGACGCGCAACGCCGUGGCCGGCUCCAACGUGUCGCUGACCCUCAGCUGGUGGGACGAGUACAUCCACCUGACGGGCAAGCAGCCCUGGGCCCUGGCCAACCUCCCCCGCCUGAGCCUGACCGGGUACCUGGAGGAGAUCUCGGCGGACGAAGUCAGCCAAAACUCCAUCGAGACCUGCUUCUUGCAGAAGCACAGGGACAGUGUCAUGUGGCUGCCCGGCCGGAAGUGGGCGGCACAUCAAGGCUAUUGGACUCGGCUGGUCGUGACGCAGGCGUAUUGGAUAGGCGGGUUCGGGGACAAGAACUAUAUUGGCUGGUUUGACCCUGACGAGUGGAGGACGGUGAGGAAAGAAGACUGGGAGGGUGUUAGAUUGCCGGGGGAAAAGGAGUGA
Fonsecaea erecta is the source of this 1080-nucleotide messenger RNA. RefSeq lists its product as hypothetical. NCBI's taxonomy places the organism in Eukaryota, Fungi, Ascomycota, Eurotiomycetes, Chaetothyriales, Herpotrichiellaceae. Bases 1 to 1080 code for a protein of 359 amino acids. The transcript has a single exon. The record is from RefSeq and is a predicted model, not a curated record.